UUUCUAAUCUGGUUUCCGAUGUUAGGGAUACAGGCUGAUUAUUACCUAGAUGGCGGGAAAAGUUGACAAGCAGAUCAUAAAUUAAUAGCUGAUUGUAGAUAUUUAACAAUUGCUUCUUCAAUUGCUGAUCGGUAGAAUUAUAUCAAGUUUCAAACGCACACUAAAACACACUAUAUACCUCAAAGUUUUUCUUGGAGACUUAGCUCAGGAUAUGAUUUGAGUUUAACGUGAUCAAAAAGAGAGAGCAAGUAUGGAUGAACCAGAUGGCGAUCUUGUGAAGCGGGAAGUAAUUACAUCCAAAGAUAUCAGAGAGGAAGAAUUGAAAAAAGAGGGAGGAAAGAAAGAAGAAACAUUAGGACAAGAACUUGACAAAGGACCAGAUGGGAAUCUGGCAAAACAGGAAGUUGUUAUUACAAAGGAGAUGGUACAAGAAGAGGAAGCAUUGGAAAAAGAGGGGGAAAAGGAAGAAGAAAAGUUACGUCAAGAACAUGACAAGACUUGGCAGGACCUGAAUGCAGAGGACAGAGAACAAAGGUAUAAAAGACUACAAUUUCUCCUUAGUAAGAGUAAUAUGUACACACAGUAUUUACUCUCAAGGAUGGAAAAACAGAGGGAAGAACAAACAAAAAAGACAGAAAGAAUCAAGAAAAAACAAAAUGAAGAUUUACAGAAAAAACAGAUUGUAAAAAGUGAACCAAAUGUAACAGAGAAUAACAACUCUUCCAAGCCUGAAGACAUAUCAACCCCUAUGUCGCCAGAAAACAAGGAUAAAUCGGAAACAAAUGAAACUGCAGAUGAUCCGGUUUUAUCACCAGGUCCAAGGAGGAGUGGUAGAGGCAGUAAACUUAAAAACUCCCAGGAUAGUCCAAGUAGUCAAGGUAACAAAAGAGGGAGAAAAAGAAAAGCAGAUUCUGCAGCAAAUUCACCAAAAAUAUCAGAAAUUUUCAAGAAACAGAAAACAGCAGAGAUUAAGACAGAAGGGGAGGAGUCCAUUAAUCAGGAAGAGAAGAAAGAUAAAGAAAACUGUGAGGAAAACCCAAAUCAACUGUCCAAGGAUAUUAGCAUUGAUGAUAGAGUAACUCAGAAAACUGAUUCUGUAGAUUCUCAUGUAGAGAAAGAUGGACCAGGAUUGGAAGAUGAAGAUUCUGGUGUACCUAAAUUGUUUACGGGUGGAGAAUUAAGGGAUUACCAGUCUCAAGGUUACAACUGGCUCAAGUGUUUGUAUGAGAAUGGUGUUAAUGGAAUUUUAGCUGAUGAAAUGGGCCUGGGUAAAACUGUACAGUGUAUAGCAAUGAUGGCUCAUUUAGUAAAUAUGGGAGUACCUGGUCCUUUCUUAGUUGUAACACCUUUGUCUACACUACCAAACUGGCAGUCAGAGUUUCAAAGAUUUGCUCCAAAGGUACCAACAGUUCUUUACCAUGGAAACCAAAAUGUUCGGCAUGGAUUAAGAAGGAAGAUAUCUAAACGUUAUACAAUAAGACAAGGUAUUGAAGUUAGACCAGUAGUCCUGACAUCUUAUGAAAUGACUAUCAGAGACAGACAAUUGUUACAGAACUAUGAGUGGAAGUAUUUGAUAGUGGACGAAGGACAUAGAAUAAAGAAUACUAAUUGUAGGCUGAUUAGAGAACUUCGUUUGUACAAGAACACACACAGACUUCUGUUAACUGGAACUCCACUUCAGAAUAAUUUAUCAGAGUUAUGGUCCCUGCUUAACUUCCUGUUACCGGAAAUAUUUGAUGAUCUUGGAAGUUUUACAGAUUGGUUUGAUGUAGGAAGACUAGGUGGAGAAGAUGCUGACAAACAGAUAGUUAAAGAGGAACAACAGAAAAAUAUUCUAUCAAUGUUACAUCAAAUUUUAACACCAUUUAUGUUAAGAAGACUGAAGCAGGAUGUUGAUUUAAAAAUUCCACCAAAGAAAGAGAUCUUAGUGUAUGCUCCUUUGUCAGCAGUACAGUCUGAGUUUUAUGAGGCGACUGUUAAUAGAACUGUCCUGAAAAUGAUUGAAGAAAAAAAUACACCUGUAGUAAAACAAGAAGUAAAUGAAAAUGGACGAUUAGUGAGGAAAUCUAAGAAGAAAGUUCAGUAUGAUUUAAUGAUAGCUUCUGAGAAAGAUUUAGAUGAAACACCAAAGAAAAAGAAAAAAAAUAUUGAAAAAGACGAAGAAGAGUUGGAAAGUUGGGUUCAGGCAAUCAUUGAUAGUCAGGAGUCUGCUGCAGCAAAAAACACAGUUGCCACCCCUAAAACCUCUCAGGUGACAGUACGAUUACAGAACAUUAUGAUGCAGCUGAGGAAGUGUUGUAAUCAUCCAUACCUCCUGGAGUAUCCUUUAACACCAGAUGAACAAUUCAAAAUUGACGAAGACCUUGUAAAAUCCUGUGGCAAAAUGGUGUUAUUAGAUAGAAUGCUUAAUCACUUAAAAAAAGCAGGACAUAAGGUACUGAUAUUUUCCCAGAUGACUAAGAUGUUAGAUAUCCUCACUGAUUAUUGUUAUCUGAGGAGUUACUCUUAUUGUCGUCUGGAUGGUGGAUACUCUCUGGAUGAAAGAAAAGAACAGAUGGAUGCAUUUAAUGCAGACAAAGAUAUGUUUAUAUUCCUUUUGAGUACUAGAGCUGGAGGACUUGGAAUUAAUCUAACUGCAGCUGAUACAGUUAUCCUCUAUGAUAGUGAUUGGAAUCCUCAGUGUGAUCUUCAGGCCCAGGACAGAUGUCAUAGAAUAGGACAAACUUCACCCGUUGUUGUGUACAGAUUUGUUACAGCUAAUACUAUUGAUCAGAGAAUUGUGGAAAGAGCUGCAGCUAAAAGGAAGUUAGAAAAGAUGGUUAUUCACAAAGGAAAGUUCAAGACUGGUAUAAAAGACUUUAGUACCAAGUUUCAACCUCUUACUCCACAUGAAUUACAGGACUUGCUUAAAAGUAGAGAUCAUCAGAUGGAAAUGAAAGGGAAAGAUGAGAAAUCUGGUAUAAGUGAUAAUGAUUUGAGGAUUAUGUUGGACAGAUCAGACUUGAUUGAAAAGUGGAAUCUUCAGAAUGCUGAUACUAGUGAUAAAGGUAAGUUGAACUCAAAGAAGGUCAAGACAACAGGAUCUUCACAAAAAGGAGUUCAAGGACUAUUUAAAGUGAUAGACAAUGACAUUGACCUUGACCAAGAAUCUGUAAAUGAAGAAGAAAUUAAAGAACUAUCAGAUAUGGCUGGCUUAUAAUCUUUAAAAGAUGGCUGAAGAUCAUUGGAUGCUUGGAUGCUGGAGAAUAAUGAAGGCAGAAGAACAUUCAGAUUCAGGAGAAAAAAGUCCACAAAAGAAAAGGGAAGAACACUUCAUUGAUAUGAAAUAAGAACUUGUUUUGGAGAAAAUAAUAUAGUGUCUCCCAUGUUUAUAGUGGUCAGGAGAUACAUUAUACACAGCUUAAAAAUCGUAAAAAGCUCAUUAAACCAUAAUAAUGCAUCUUUGUCAUCCUACCUGUUGAUUCUUUUGAAGCUUUUGUGAUAACAAGUUAUAGUUUUAAACAAUGAAAAACUUUGAUGCAAUUGAUUUUAUGAUGUUUAUAAUAUUUUUAGUAUACAUCGUCUAUCUAAAUGAAUAUUUUAGUGCCCAAGAGCUAUUGCAAUAAAGAAUUAAAGAAAUAUGUCUGUUUUCUGCAAUAAAGAACAGUUGGUUGGUA
This is a messenger RNA of Mytilus trossulus (common blue mussel), 3656 nucleotides long. Its product is annotated as lymphocyte-specific helicase-like. Bases 251 to 3199 code for a protein of 982 amino acids. The transcript is spliced from 21 exons. Lineage: Eukaryota; Metazoa; Mollusca; Bivalvia; Mytilida; Mytilidae. Gene Ontology annotation, cellular component: nucleus; pericentric heterochromatin. Gene Ontology annotation, biological process: negative regulation of gene expression via chromosomal CpG island methylation; pericentric heterochromatin formation; DNA methylation-dependent constitutive heterochromatin formation. Gene Ontology annotation, molecular function: ATP binding; ATP-dependent chromatin remodeler activity; chromatin binding. The record is from RefSeq and is a predicted model, not a curated record.